GUCUUAAGUGAAAAGGAAAACAUCAACUGCGGAGAGACGGUAACUGCUUAACAGAGGAACGACUUUGGCUUCCCAACCAUGUGCAAAGGAUUAGCAGCCUUACCCCAGACAUGCCUGGAGAGGGCUAAAGAGAUCAAGAUCAAACUAGGAACACUCCUGCAAAAACCUGAACAUGCCAUCGACCUUAUCAUUCCCUAUCCAGAAAAGCCAGAGAAAAAGCCUGAGAAACUUCAGAAACCUUCUGUGGAUGAAGCACUGCAGUGGCGGGAAUCAUUUGACAAGCUACUGGCAAACAACUAUGGCCUGAAUGCUUUCCGAAGCUUCCUGAUGUCCGAGUUCAGUGAGGAGAAUAUUGAGUUUUGGAUGGCCUGUGAAGAAUACAAGAAAAUCAAGUCUCCAAUAAAAAUGGAAACCAAAGCUAAGAAAAUCUAUGAGGAAUUUAUUCAGACUGAAGCUCCAAAAGAGGUGAACAUCGAUCAUUUUACCAAAGAUGUUACAAUCCAGAACCUCGUUGAACCCACUCCUACCACCUUUGAUUUGGCUCAGAAGAGAAUUUUUGCCCUGAUGGAGAAAGAUUCCUUUGCCAGAUUCCUGCGUUCAGAGCUGUAUCAAGAGUUACUGAAGUAGCUAUGUGGCUGGGCUGUGCAAAAUGACAUCCGCUGACAUCGAGACUCCUGAGCAUUGAAAUCACUAUCGUCACCCUAAUACUGCUUGACUGGCAGACUACUUUAUCAUACUGUUUCACAACACAAGACAAGGAUUCUAUCUUCAGAACACCAUAGUAUCAUAAAAAAACAGCAGUGGCACAAAGUGUGAGCUUUGGAGAAAGAUGUAUAAUCCUCCAAAGUGCUACUUAUUAGAAAUGGUCCUCAAGUGGGAAUGUUCAUGCCCUUUCAUAAUCAAGGGAAAUUACCCUUUGCAGUCAGUGUCAUGGACAUCUGUGUGGCAGGGUGUAAGUGGACAAGACCUAAAUGCGAGUUAAGCUAUGCUGAUCAUUGGUAGAUAGCUUGCCACCAAAUUCUGGUCACAGGAUUAGCUGCCCACAUGCUUUAAAAACUUGUAACUCAUCUUCUCCCCGUGUCCUGCAUGAAUAAUCUAUUUUACAUAGAAAUCAAAUGAGAUUUACAUUUCCACCGCUUAAACUGAAUUAUUUUAAUGAAACCGUUAAACUGCAGCCAAUGGAAUUGUUUAAGUGAACUCUUGUUCUUUUACAAAAUUGUAUAUUUUUCCCAUGUCAUGCGGGACCAAUUUUAUAUCAGUCAUAACAAGACAGGAAUGAAUGAGAAUAAAAGCUGACUCGAGUUCUGCAGCAAGGCCAGAAGAGUGUGAUUCCUAUAGUGAGCCUUUGUUGGUGAGAGCCAAUCAGAAAACAGAAAUGCAGUUUAAUUGUUUGUUUUCGAAUACUGGGCCUACAAUGGACCAGUGGGCAGUUUCCUGCCUUGCGCCCAGGGCUGUCUGAGUGGGCUUCACCUAGUCUGUGACCUUGAUUUGGAUUAAGUGGGUUUGAGAAUGUUAUGUUAUGUAACUUUAAAAGAGCACCUAAAAUGGUGAGCACCUCCUUGAAGUGCCUCGUAGGAACAUGAAGCAGCAAAUGUGCACCUCAUGGUUACACAGUGUGGCAGUGGUGGGAUUUGAGUCUGCGACUUUAUGAUUUAGAGUAAGAAGCAUUAAAGAUAAGUAUUCUUGCCCUCAUUAUAUUUUCCUUGUUUGUGGAAUUAUAACUUAAACACAAAUUGGGCAAAAAGAUACUUUUUCUGAAGUGAGAUAUAAGUGAUGAGCAAGUGUAUAGGCCUGAGGCGACCAGGCCUUUUAGACAGCCACCUGUUUUAAUGGAGGCAUUGUAUUCAAAGGAGGCUCUAACACUUUGAAACCCAUUGUUUAUAGAUACGCUCACAAACGCACACAGUCCUUUUCUGGUCAAAGUCAGUUUAUUCCCACUUGUAAUGGACCAUCUCUAAUUUUGGCCUUGAUUCCAGUUUACUUCACUUUGAAGCUGAAACAGUCCAGAUGAGCUGCCUGCCAGUCGCUCUUUAUUUUGUCAUGUAUGGUGCAGCCUCUCUACUGUAUGCAUCUUCCUUCCUGAAUGACUUUGCGCAGCCCCAAUAAUAUAAUACACACACACACACUCAAACACAGACUUGCGCUUUAUCAUCCAGGUUUUGGGCCGCACCGGGCCCAUGCCCUUAGCACUUUGUACUUGUAAGUAUUGUUAAAGCUUUAUGUGUACUGAAAGUAAUCCACACUCCAUGUGUUCAGCUCUGCAACUCUGACCGAUUCAUCCAAUUCAUGCCAAUCUGACUUCACUUAAUUCAAUAAAAGCCUGCAAUGUAUGACCACCUAGUCAGUCACUUGGAACCUAUGGUUAUUCUAAUCAAUUCUCCUUUGUCAGUCUCUUAAAUAUUUGGUUGGUUCCUGUAUUAUUCUUUAUGCACAUUCAUAUUUUUAGCACUGGAUCUGCUUGUAUUUUUUUUUUUUUAUUUGUCGUCAAUAUAAGUCAGGAUCUGCAUUGGUCAGAGUAAAACAAUGCCUUUAAAUCUUCCCUUCUUAGAGAUAACCCUCAUAUGUUACUAGACAUCUUCAUUUUACUUUUGUUGUAUUGUUUUAAUCUCUCAAUCAAGUAUAUAUGUUUUCAUGUUAAGUUCAUUAUGUUUAUUAACAAUAUAGACACAUAAAUGCUUGAAUUAUUUAGAGGGAGGAAAUGAAAGGGAGAGGGAGAGACGCAAGCUGAUGCUCUGCCACCUGAUAUUAUAACAAUAUGAUAUUCUUAUAGUAUAUGGCUGACCACAGAAGAUACAAGGAGGUCCUUGAUUAUUUCCUUACUCACAGAAUAGAGCUACUUCGUUAACUAUCUGACACACAUCUAAGUACAGCAGCCCAAUGGAACAUAUAAUGACGUACAGGGCAUUUCAAAAUGAAAUCUGCUUUAUACAGAAAGAGGGAGGGACAGAGACAGAGAUGCAGGCAGAUGGUCUGCCCUGAUAUUAUAACUCUAUGAUACUCUUACAGUAUAUAGCUGACCAUAGAGGAUAUAAGAAGGUCCUUGUACAUUGCAUUUCUUACAGAACACAACUAAUCAGUUAACUAAUAGACACACACCUCAGUACAGCAGCCCAGUGGAGUGCAUUAUGACUCAAACAAGGCAUUUUAAAAUGAAUUUGGUUGAUGUUAUUACCUGACAUCGUGACAUGUAACAACAGAGUGAUACUAUUACAGUGUAUAUGGCUGACCACAGAAGAUACAAGGAGGUCCUUGAUUAUUUCCUUACUCACAGAACAUAGCUACUAUCUGACACACAUCUAAGUACAGCAGCCCAAUGGAACAUAUAAUGACGUACAGGGCAUUUCAAAAUAAAAUCUACUUUGUAUAGAAGGGAAAAGAGACAGAAACAGACACAGGUAGAUGUUCUUCCCUGAUAUUAUAACACUAUGAUACUCUUGCGGUAUAUGGCUGACCAUAGAGGAUACAAGGAGGACUUUGUUCAUUGCAUUUCUUACAAAACACAACUAAUCAGUUAACUAAAAGACACACAUCUCAAGUACAGCAGCCCAAUAAAACACAUUACGACACACACAAGGCAUUUUAAAAUGAAUUUGGUUGAUGUUAUUACCUGAAAUCGUGACAUGUAACAACAGAGUGAUACUAUUACAGUGUAUACGUUCAAUAAAACAGCUGAACACAAAGGUUGCAAGGAGGUCCUUGUUCGUUGCAUUUUUUACAGAACGCAACUAAUCAGUUAACUAAAAGACGCACAUCUAAGUACAGCAGCCCAAUGGAACAUAUAAUGACGAACAGGGCAUUUCAAAAAGAAAUCUACUUUGUAUAGAAGGGAAGAGAGAUGUUCUGCCCUGAUAUUAUAACUCUAUGAUACUCUUACAGUAUAUGGCUGACCAUAGAGGAUAGAAGGAGGUCCUUAUGUAUUGCAUUUCUUACAGAACACAACUAAACAGUUAACUACAGACCCACAUCUGAGUACAGCAGCCCAAUGGAGGACAUUAUGACUCACACAAAGGCCAUUUCAAAAUGACAUCUGCUUUACACAGACAGGGUGGAGAGGGCCAGAGACAUAGAUGAAGGUCAAUGUUAUGCCCUGAAAUCAUAACAUGUAACAGCAGUGUGAUAACAUUACAGUGUAUACGUUCAAUAACGCAGCUGAACACAAAGGUUGCAAGGAGGACCUCUUGUCUUGCAUUUCUCACAGAACACAACUUACUACUCUGUUAACUAACACACACACACAUCUAAGUACAGCAACCCAAUGUAAUACGUCAUGACUCAUACACAGGCCAUUUUAAAAUUAAAUCUACUUUAUAUAGAAGGGAAGAGAGACAGAAAGAGACACAGGUAGAUGUUCUGCCUUGAUAUUAUAACACUAUGAUACUCUUACAGUAUAUGGCUGACCACAGAGGAUACAAGGAGGUCCUUGUUUAUUACAUUACUCACAGAACAAAGCUACUCCGUUAACUUACAGACACACAUCAAACUACAGCUGCCCAAAGGAACACAUUAUAACUCUGAAAUUAAAUCUGUCUUAUGUCGUAUAAUACACAAAUAUUCCUGUUUAGUGCCUCCUGGUGCUCUACCUGCUUUGCUCUUGCUAUGCAUAUUUUCAUCGACACAAGUCCAUCUAAGAGAUGUUGAGGCACCAACCGGUUCAUUCCUUUUAAUAACUACUAAGUCUAAAAAUAAUAAAUAGGCUCUUGAUGAUACAAAUAAUAGAAAAGCAAGGUAAUUUCACCUGGAAAGCUCUGGUUUUGAGAUCAAGGCUUAGGUCACACACAUCGAGGUGGAGAUCCAUCCUCCAGUCUACUUGUCCUGGAAUGAGAUGACCCCAGACCGGAGUGUCUCCGUUUUAUAGUCACUGGGACAAAAUGUUGUAGUCAGUUGUCAUCACUGGGUGGUUUCUUUACACUGUGAGUACAAAAAGAGACAACACUGGCAGCGACAGCGCUCCUUGUGUCCCGGAGUGGUAAUGCUUACCUCUGAUGAGUCCAGCAGUUGACCCUCUAACACUCAUGUGACAAUAUAUACAUAUAUAAGUAUAUAUGUUUGUAUGGAAGCAUAUGGCCAUCUAUAUUCUGACCACACAAGUAAACUUUUAUUCAAUCUUUACCAACAUGACAACCUUCAGGUUUCCUUCAGUCCAUCCAUCUAUCUGACUGUUUUCAAUAUCACAGAAUCGUAAAGAAUUCAAGCAAACGAUUUCCAUCCAUCCACCCAUCCAUUACUGAAUCAGAUUAACCUAGCCCAGGAUUGCAGAGGCCAGAGCCCACCCUCGUAGCAUCAUGUCAACCCUAAAGAUAGCGCACGUUUGAAGAAAUACUACAUAUAGUAAUGAGAUCAUUUCACUGACGCAAAUACACAUGCAACACAAUGCAAGUGCGUGUUUACCGGCAAUUUCCACUGCCUCCUCCCAAAGUGCUUGCACCACAAUUAACCAAAACUCUUGCCAUCCCUAUAUGGUCCUUGAAACACAUAAAAGGUAUAGCCAUGGUCUCAGGCCAAACACAAAAGUCUUGUAACAUAUUGCAUACUAACAAUGUCUUCUUGUCGUCAUGUGUAACAUGAUCUAAAUUUAUUGUUUUUUUCUAAAUGUUGCCUUGUGUUGUUAGUGCCUCUUUCCCAUAAUACCCACCACCAGUCAGACAUGUCUACCAGCAUCCAAAGAGCACAGAUACGGUUUGUACAGCAUGGAGAUUUCGGUGGUUUUUGAUUGCACCUUAACUACAUUGGGAAAGUUCACAGCGCACACAGUUAUAUUUAUAUAUGCCGAAUGUAUAAUUACAUUUAAUUAAAUUAAUUAAACAUUUAUUUACCUAAUAGUUUCUUUUCUCCAAAGUGACUUGCAAAAGAGUUCAGCAUAAUCUAGUGAACAUCAGUCGUGCUACAGGACAAGGUUACAAAAUUGAUCACUGCGAGUGAAACAGAACAAUGCAAGACUAGUUAAUCCCUCCUUAGUUACAAGAAUCAAUCAAAGCCGUUUAUCAAUUAGAUAGAAAUUCACAGAACAAGAGGGUCUUCAAACGUUUCUGAGGGGCAUUCUCACUAACAAUUUGUUCCAUGCCCAUGCAUGUUUGUUCUGCAUGUAAACCUCCCCAGAAUCUUGUUCAUUUGACUAGUGUGGUCACUCUGUGCCACGUCAACCAUACUGUGCUGUGGCCCACUUGGAAAAGAGUUGUGCUCAGGCAUGGUUCAGCAGGAUUCGGGAAUAGUGUGAUUUCUAAACAAGCCGUCAAUAUUGCAUGGAACUCAGACAUGACGUCAAUGAUGCAACGUCAUUUUAUUUGAGUUAAAAACAGGUUUUUAUUCUCACCUUACACAUGAACGUGAAAUGUAGUUGGCAAGAAAAGCUGCAAAUUCCUCCUUAAAAUUUCAUUUGUCUCCGUAAAAAUCGCGCAGCACAAGUAACAGCAAAACACUGCACACUCAAUAAAUCUGUAAGAGGGUAGAGCGUUAUCCUGCCCUAUGCGACUCCAGAAAAAAACACAAAAUAAGGAAAAUCAUUUUGACAUGCAUGCUAUCUUGUUUUGGCUUCACACGAAGUUGCAUGGUGCUAACGAAUGCGCACCCAGGCCCAGAACAUUAAAACACAGUGUGAGUGCAGGCCAGCUGGGGAGUAAGGAGGAGGAGUAAUCAUACUCAGGCACGGUACGGAACAAAUGGCCUAGUAUGAGUACCCCCUUAAACGAGUUAGCAGUUUCGAUUUAGGUGGACAGUUUGUUCCACCACCUGAUCGAUUGGACUGAGAUUUGAUGACAUCAUCAGCAGACCCGAGUAAGCGAGAAGGAGCUUGGGGCCUCAUGAGUGUCUCCAUAUACAUGGGCGCUGUCAAUGUUACAAAAUCCAAAAGUGGCAAAUGCUUUACUGUUUCAGAAAACUUGUUGUAAUUCCCUGCAUUUUUUUAUUACAUUAUAAUAUUCCACAUUCAACUUUAUUAGUAAAUUUAAUUAAAUAAAGGCAAAAAUCCCAUUCAGAUAUAUGCAUUUUUUAUUACAUUAUAAUAUUCCACAUUCAAGUUAAUUAGUAAAUUUAGUUAAAAUAAUUAUAAAUCCCAUUCAUAUAUUUUCAUAUAUUACUAACAAAAACAUUUAUUUCUGUAGCACACUUUCGUACAAAGAAUGUAGCUCAAAGUGCUUUAUGCAAUGUCAAAGAGAAAAUUACAGGAAAGGGAAAAAAUAAGAUUAGGUAAGAAUAUUAAUAUAAGAACAAAGUGUGAUUAUAAAUAUGUAUGCUCACGUCGUAGCUGCUUUGUAUGCCAUUAUAUAAAUAUUUAUGGGUGCUUUUUCUUUGCAACCUGAAUGUUUGUUUUAAAGAUAAUUUAAUUUCAAACAUAGCAGCCAAACUCCUAAUUCUUGACAGUUUAGGACAUCACUAAAUAUAUGUUGGGUAUAAACAAAGCCUGGGAAAGCUGCGGACCUUUAUAAAGGAUACGUGAGGCGGUUUCCAUGUUUACCGCUAUGUGGUUAUGUUGGCCAAGUGGGAUGUUUGGGGAAGAGUGGCACUAGGGAAAUCACGGUCAAGUCAGUGGGAUAUGGUGCCCUCUCUUCAUGAAUCGCAUGGGGGGACAUCCAGGCCAUUUAGUUAUAAAAUUUGACCUUUAAGAUCUGUCAUUUGUGGAGGCUGGCAGAAGCAUUUGAGAUCACUCAAGCUACUUUACCGUGUGGGGCAAUCCGUCUCCUGAAGAAAAUGCAAAUAAGUUUCUCUAUUGCAUGAGAAUCAAAACGAAUAUUUCUGUUUGCCCUGAUGGUUAUUCAUUUUACUAAAACAAAUGCAACAUGCACCUUGAAUUAAGGCGAUAAAUACUCCAUAAUGCAUAGAAUUAAACAAACAGUAAGGUUUUAUUUCACACUACGUUAACCGCAGACUCAGUACAGACACAUUGUAAUAGCCAAAAAUAUCUCCCAGAUGCCUUUGGUUCUUUGCCUUUCUAUCCAAUUUGUUACAUAAUUGCAUUGUACGCUCGGUUUUAAAGUCCAUGCAUGAUAAAUUGAUUACUUUUUUUUCAUAUUAUACUACAUAUUAUUUCUCAUCUAUGUUUGUAUCCAUGACUUGUUUUAGUAUUGACUUCAUCAUAGUCCUUAUAAUGCAAAACCAACUUCAAAGAUGACUGUCAUGACAAGAGUCCCCAAACAUUCCAAAAUCUUUAGAGCUGUGAGGACCGAGGAUCAGCCAGUUCUUGUAAUCCUCCUCUGGAGACGUCACAUAACGGGGACUCUGGCCCCCAUAUUACAGAGACGCCAGAGACGACUUUUUGAAAAUAUUUACAGUACAUUUGUAAAAUAUCUAAUAAUACCCGACUUCACAGUAGAGACCUUACAUGUGGAAAUGAGAACAGUGGCCUCCAUAAGGACUGAUGGAGUCAAUGCUAAAAUAAACCAAACUCACAUUGUGCAUGUAAGCUUUAUGUAGAAUCUAAAUAUAUAAACUGCAUAUGACACCAA
Molecule: messenger RNA, 8438 nt
Organism: Polypterus senegalus (gray bichir)
Lineage: Eukaryota; Metazoa; Chordata; Cladistia; Polypteriformes; Polypteridae
Product: regulator of G-protein signaling 5-like
Exons: 5
Coding region: 79-627 (182 amino acids)
Source: RefSeq, a predicted model, not a curated record